AUGCAGGACUCAGCGCACUCCGCAUUCCGUCUCGCCGAAAAGCACUUCAAGAACCGCGCCCACAAGGACUCAUUCCCCUCUCUCCGUCAAUGGCAGCAGUCUCUCCUCGAUCUAUCUCGUCCUGCUGCUGAGGAACAUGACGAGCUGUGGCGAGCGGGAUGGUGGUGCCCCGAUCAUGAUGCGACGUCUCCGUCGUCAGCCAGGCGUUCCAGAAAGACGAAGGCAAAAGACAAAGGUCACAGGCCGGAACAAGCCCGAAUCGAUCUAACAUCCGUGGAACUACCCGAUGGAAAAGUCGGAUACGUUGUGGCGGACGGCUGUAUCCUUAUACCCGGUUACUUGUCCAAAGAGGAGCAAUUGGCAUAUGCUCUCGAGUCUCUGGCCGAAUACACCCUGCCUCCCAACCCGCUCUCACUAUCCACACACUACGACCUUCCUCAGCAAGGUCUAUUUGAUCUGCUUGUCAACGAUCCUGUAUCACUGAUUCUACCUAAACACAUGACUAUCGGAUCAGAGGGGGCAGUCUCGGGAUCUCCUACCAGCCAGCCCAAGAACAGGGUCUUGAAUGACACUGAACCAGCGUCAGUCAUUGGCUAUGAUGAGAUUGUAGCGCGUAACAGGGGCUGGAAAGGAGAUGCCCCAAGCGAGAAAUUGGGUUGCAAGCGGGUUGAACAACUAUACAAAGAGAUCAGAUGGGCCAACUUGGGAUGGGUGUACCAAUGGUCUACAAAAUCGUAUGACUUCUCGCGUGAGACUCCUAUCCCUUUCCCGAAGCCUUUAGCAGAUCUUUGUUCGUCUGCUGUCGCGGCCAUUCCUUGGCAGGAAGUGUUCGAUCCGGUCAAAGAUCCGCAGUCUGCCAAUUAUGGCUGGGAAUCAUGGCCGGGCGAUUAUAGACCAGAUACCGGUAUCGUCAACUUCUAUCAACUGAACGACACUCUCAUGGCGCACGUGGACAGAGCAGAACUCGAUCCUGUCAGGCCACUGGUCUCUCUCUCUCUUGGCCACGCGGCAAUCUUACUGUUGGGCUCAGACUCGCGUGAUGAUACCCCACGGCCAAUCGUCCUUCGCUCGGGAGAUAUGCUGAUCAUGAGCGGGCGUGGGAGACAGGCUUAUCAUGGUGAGACAAUGAGCGACAUGGACAAAGCUCGAGCAGCGACUGACAAGGUGCAGGUAUUCCACGCAUAUUAG
Molecule: messenger RNA, 1188 nt
Organism: Cryptococcus wingfieldii CBS 7118
Lineage: Eukaryota; Fungi; Basidiomycota; Tremellomycetes; Tremellales; Cryptococcaceae
Product: alkylated DNA repair protein AlkB
Exons: 6
Coding region: 1-1188 (395 amino acids)
Cellular component (GO): nucleus; cytoplasm
Source: RefSeq, a predicted model, not a curated record